Messenger RNA from Suricata suricatta (meerkat), 2740 nucleotides. It is a transcript of the gene LRRC20, whose product is annotated as leucine rich repeat containing 20. The transcript has 5 exons. Bases 149 to 703 code for a protein of 184 amino acids. Gene Ontology annotation, molecular function: protein binding. The record is from RefSeq and is a predicted model, not a curated record. Lineage: Eukaryota; Metazoa; Chordata; Mammalia; Carnivora; Herpestidae.
CUCCAGCGCGCCGCUGUUUCAUGGGGCGCCGGCGGCGGCCGAGGAAGCGUGACUGCGCUGCGCAGGACGCUAGGAGGCAUUGUCGCUGCAGAGGCCCCUUGUGAGCAGCAGCCCGGCCUGGUGGCUGGCAGCAGGACCCCUCGCCUGCAUGCUGAAGAAGAUGGGUGAGGCCGUGGCCAGAGUUGCAAGGAAGGUCAACGAGACCGUGGAGAGCGGCUCUGAUACCCUGGAUCUGGCCGAGUGCAAGCUGGUUUCUUUCCCUAUUGGCAUCUACAAGGUCCUGCGGAAUGUCACCGACCAGAUCCACCUCAUCACGCUGGCCAACAACGAACUCAAGUCCCUCACCAGCAAGUUUAUGACCACAUUCUGUCAGCUCCGAGAGCUCCGCCUGGAAGGAAACCUCCUGCACCGGCUCCCCAAUGAGGUCAGCACCCUGCAGCACCUCAAGGCCAUCGACCUCUCCCGGAACCAGUUCCGUGACUUCCCCGAGCAGCUCACCACCCUGCCGGCUCUGGAGACCAUCAACCUGGAAGACAAUGACAUCGUGGACGUCCCCGUGGAGAAGCUGGCCACCAUGUCCUCCUUGCACAGCGUCAACCUCCGCUCCAACCCACUGAACGCGGAGGUGCGCGCCAUCGCCCCGCCGCUCAUCAAGUUCCACAUGCUCGUGUCUCCCGAGGGCGCACGGGCCCCUCCACCUUAAGCCUCCCUCCUCGUGCCCACCCAGCAAGGGGCAGAGGCCAGGCCCCAUGGGAGGUGGAGCCCGGGGAGCUGGGGUGGGUGGUGGGAGGGGUGCAGCCGGCCCCGGAUAGAUAGCUUAGAGCAAUAGCGGGCCCUUCGAUGCCCAGCCGGAGGAGCUGAGGUGGGGCCGGAGCCCGGAGCUCAAGGCUUCUGUGCACACUUGGGCAGAACCCCCACCCUCUCUGAGCCCUGUUACUUGGGGAAUGUGGGCAGUGGAUGAGAGAGCCUUUGCCUCCUUCGAGCUCCUUGGAGGCUUUUUGGGCAACGGAUGCCCUUAAGUUACCUCCAAAUCAUUUGGCACCUUCUGAGCCCACAGACCACCAUCGCUGAGGGCUUUCUGUGUCCCUGUGGGUUGAGGCCUUAUUUCCGGUGUUGAGAACCAGCCUCUGCCCCGAGAGGAACAGAAGACGGCCUCCACCCCUGUAUUGUUUCCUGAGGACUGGCCCUCGUGAGGCCCUCCUCGGCCCCGUCUGCAGCCACAUGGGCCUCUGGAUUGGGAGGAGCCGGUGCCAGGAGUCAUGGGAAAGCUGUGGGAAGAUCGUGGCCCUGGGCUCUGGCCAGAGCUGAGAAUGUGUAUAUAGGAGCCCAAGGCCCACCAGGCCAGGAGCCUGGCGGAGCAAAUCAGGCCUGCCCUGGCCUUCUUCAUGAUUAAGAAAUCAGCGGCCUAGGAAGUUCAGAGGACAAACCCGGUGUGCCUGGCAUCACCCCUUGAGCCCCAGGAGAGGAGGCCUGAGGGGCAAAGACAGUUGUGCCGCCACCCAAAGCCCUGAGGACCUCGUCAUUUCUGGACUCUCCACCUGGAGUCUAGGAUAUGGCCACGCCAUAGGGCUGUCUGCCGUCCCUGUUUGCCCAGGACGGAGGGGUUUCCUGGGCCACAGGACAUCUGCGCUACCACUGGGACAGUGCCUGGCAAACAGGGACAGCUGGUUUCCUGCCAGGAGAGGGCCUGGGGCUCUUGAAACCUGAUAACGUCUGUGUAUUGGAGAAUCUCUGAUCUCUCCACCCCCCAGGUAUCUACCUCCCGUCUAGCCAUCUGCCGAACAAGCAGACUCACAGUCCAUCUGGCCUGUACCUCUGUCUUGGUCAGGAGACACCGGAGGCUGCAGGACUUGGGACAGGACAGGCCACCAAACCCGACAUCCAUGCACUGGUAGCCAGUCUUCCACUCCCAGGACUGAACCACUCCCAGCCCAGACCUGCGCUCCCCUACCCAGGGCCCCCCCACCCCUCUGGGCACAGACUGUUGACCACCACCGCUGGCCCAUUGCUGAGUGAGGACUGCCAUCCAGGCUGGCCUGGCCUCACCUGCUCUGUGUCCUGGAUCGGGCUUACUCCUUGGCAAAGAAGAGGUGCACUUUUCUGGUCCCCACAAAGGUGCGGUAUGGCCAGGGCCUUGCAGCCCAAAGUAUGGUCUUUGGACCAGUGGCACUGGCAUCCUUGGGAACUUGUUAGAAAUGCAGAAUCCCAAGCCCCACCCCCAACCUACAGAAUCAGAACCUGCAUUCAGCAAGAUCCCUAGGUAAUUCCUGUAAGCACUUUACCGUUGGAGGAGGAAAGACUUAGGGGUGACCCUGGGGCUGGGGUUCUCAGCCCUCCCCCUGCUGCUCCAGGGCUCUGAGUCUAUGCUCCUCCCCCUCCCCUAAAUUAGCUCUAGGAGACCCUGGGCCUUAGAUCUUUUCACAGUGUGUGUGACUCUCCUGGUGAAGGGACUGCCCUGAGGUCACCAGGAUAUGCCCAUCCGGGUUUCGCUGGCCCUCUGGACGCUGCCUUUCCGGUUAACUUCUGCAUCCCCAGCUCCUGCUUUAUUUAGGUCCUCACAUAGGCCUAUUGAGGCCCUUUGCAGGAGUUGCUUCUGGAAGUUCUUUCCUACUCUGCUUGGAGAGUUUGCCCCUGCCUGUCUGGGAAAGCUUGGGCAGUCAGAGAAUCCCCCCGAAUCAGAGCCCACAGUGUGAAUGAGCCCUUAGCUUCAGUCUGCAAUAAAGAACGCAUUGGUUUCAUC